Schistosoma mattheei is the source of this 921-nucleotide messenger RNA. NCBI's taxonomy places the organism in Eukaryota, Metazoa, Platyhelminthes, Trematoda, Strigeidida, Schistosomatidae. The record is from the annotation of a GenBank genome assembly.
GAUACAUUUAAAAAGCUGAUGAUAACCAAUAUUCUCUAACUGAAUUCUUUUUUUUACUUUGGAUUAAAAAGGAAUUCACUUUACUUAUGAGGAAUAUUAAUAAUGGGAUCUUGGCAAGUAUACGCUAGGGAAAUUGUUGAGAUUAUUCACUUUUAUGGCGAGUUAAAUGAAACGGAUUCUGUAUGUUUCAUUGAAAGAAUUUCAUUAGAUCCUAGUAAACAGAAUAUAUCAAAGUAUUUAGCAAACAAUAAAUAUCAAAGUCAUCAUUCAAAUGAUCUGAAAAUAUUGAAGUUAAAUGUAUAUGAUAAGAUCAUUAUAUAUGAAUGUGUUGGUCUGAAGAAAGAAUUCUUCGAACACGCUUUAAAGCAUCUUGAAAAAGCAGAAGGGAAAUUAUUGAUAAUCAAGAAACUUCAAAAUUGGAUUGGUAAAUUUAAUGACGAACAAUGUGAACAAUCUGCUAUCGAAAUGAAUUCUUUGUUUAAAGAUUUAUUAGAUACUGGUUUCAAUAUUCAGUGGGACGUAAUCGAUUUACCUAUCGACAUAAACUAUAACAGAUGGUUUGAAAGUGUAAGCUAUUGUUCAGAACGUUUAAUUCAUAAUAUGAAAGCGUCUCUAAAAUAUAUUCCACUGGAUCGUGAAAAUAUUAGAGUGAAUGAACAACUAUUAAUAAUUAUCGCUAGUCCGAAGCUUCCUACAGAUUGUGAAUUCAAACCGAUAAAGCGAUCACUAAAGUCGAAGAAUAAAUCAACUAAUAAAUGCAGUUUAUAUCAAAACACAACUGAUGUAUGGCCAUUAUUUGUGACGCAGCAACUGAAGACUAUAGUAAACGAACAAGCGCGUGAAAUUAUUUUAAAUUCAACAAAAGAUAAAGAGAAAGUUAGUUUGAUCAUAAUUGGAUUUAAGAAAUACAUAACAACAUGA